Messenger RNA from Spodoptera littoralis (African cotton leafworm), 3223 nucleotides. Lineage: Eukaryota; Metazoa; Arthropoda; Insecta; Lepidoptera; Noctuidae. The record is from the annotation of a GenBank genome assembly.
ACUUAAAUCCUUAAUAAGCUGAAGACUUCUAAUUCCUUCCAAUUAUUCAUCUCUUUCUAUACAGAAAUUUUUGAAAAACAACAGGGUGUCUAAGAAUCUUGUGACCAUUGUGAAUAAGUAUACCCUCCACUUAUGGCGUGAGAACAGAGGGCUGCAGAUACCUCACUUCUUGAAACAAGCACCUCUCUCUCUUCGAUUGAGGGUCAUGUCAGCCGCUUACCUGCACCACAUCACCCGGCAUCAUAUCUUUGAAGAAUGUGAGCCUGCUUUUCUCAGACAAAUGGUGGGAUGUUUGAAGUUGUAUACAUAUAACGAAGGGAUGUACGUCGUGAAAGAAAGUGAAAUCACAGAUGCAAUGUACGUGAUACACACUGGUAAGGUGAAGGAGACUUGUGAGGAGGUUAUGGAGGUCAGUGCCAGGGUCUACCCUGCAGGCUCCUACUUCGGAGUUGUAAGUAACAUAGCACUACAAUAUUUCAGGAAACAUGCUUCUCAUUUCUGUAAACAAAGUUGUAUUAAAUUAGUUGCAGGGAUUAUUUCGAAAUACUCCGUACACUCACUCGUAUCAGACGGUGACCAAGUCUCAAGUACUUACUCUGAAACUUGACGACUGGGAGUACCUACUGAAACAUUUUCCAGACAGCAAAAACUCUAUACAUAAACAUAUGAAACAAUUAGGAGACGACGAAACAGAUUACAGUAACUGGCCUGGAGGUCCAAUAACAGAUGCAGGUCCUAAGUAUGAAAUGGACGAAAUGCAACAAGAUACCCCAGACAUGUCGCAGUUUCCUGAUACACAAAGACAUUUCGGUAAAGAUUCUGCCACAGAUGUAAGAAAAGAAGCACCACUUAGCCAUUCAACAGCAGAAAGAAGACACUCUAGAUAUUUUGCUUGGCCAUCUGAUAAUAGGGAACCUGACGCAAUAUCUAUGGCUCAAAAUAUUGAAGACGAAAAUCAAGCUGGACCGCCUGAAAAUCCAAUUAACAAAGAUCCAAGAGCAAAUCUUAAAUCAAUACUGAGAAUAGUAGCUGGCACUGCCAAAAAAUUAAUGGGUAGAGUUUCAGAUCCUGAAUUGACAGCAGCUGGUGAUGAACUUUUACUAGAAGAAGAUGCUGAAGCGACUGAGGCAUUGCUCAAACAAUUUGAAAAAGCUAAAAAACAGGAAAAAGACGUAAUUAAAAGACAAAGAACUCGCAAACAGAGUCUGUUCUUCCAUGCACCAGACGAAACGACAGAAAAACAUUUAGUAACUUUAGAUAUGGGAUCAAUGCAAAAAUUAGAUCAAAGUGAAUCUGACCAUUUGCCGGUAAAACCACUUACUACUAUAGAAAAUUCUAACGCUCUUAGACUAGGUAAAGAAAAAUCUAAAGUCGUUGAUACUGUCUCAAAAGUUGAACUCACAAUAGACAUAGAAGGUGCCUUAGCUGAAAAUGAGACAAAAGAAAAAGCAGCACCAUCGCAAAGCAUACGAGAAUUUUCACGUAUACAAGCUACUCAAGGCACACCCUAUAUUAGUCGAGCAACUACAAGUAAGCAACCUACUCAAGACAAAAUGACCCCUACCAGUCAAAUUCCGAAAGACCCUCCGUCUGCACGUAAACUCAAUGUACCUAGUCCACUUUCUUAUCCUGAACAAAGAUCUGACCAAAAGUCAACACAACCAGAUAAAGAAAAAGCUCUCGAUAGUUUGGCUAUCAAAGAUAAAACAAAGUCAAUUGCACCUAUGGCUGACACUUCCCCUCCUAUAAGUUCAAAGGCACCUCUUGGAGAUGCUAGAGAGGAACAAUUACUUGGAACAUCAAAGUCGAAAGAUGUUAUUCUAAAAUCUGCGACAGGUCCUACUCCUACAUUUAUAGCACUGAAAGAACCUUCUAAAUCAGAUGAGUCUCGCUUGGAACGUAGUACGAAGUCUAAAAUUAUGUCCAUACCUGUAAUCAUGUCUAGUUCACCUGCCCCAGAUAGUACUAAUGUUCACCGACGAGAAGAGGAAGUCCCAAAUAUUGUAGCAGACACUGGUAGUACACGACUCAUCAGCGAGGCUUUGGUUAAUCAACACGAUACAAAGAACCAACCAGCUAGUGAAGCCAUAUCUUCUAAACUUGAUAUGCCUCAAAAUCUUUCUCCCAAAGUUCAAUCUAAAAGAGACCGAGAUGUCGAACAAAAUGCUGAAACUACCUCAAAGAUUGAUACUCCUCGACCUGGACUUGGACGUUGGAGCUCUCAGCCGAUCGAUGAAAUUAAAAAUAUACUAACGCCAUAUCGAGCAUCAGAUGUGGUUUCUGGUCCCUCCAGAUCAAGAAUUUCUGCAUCCCAAAAUCUUAAUACAGAAACAAAAGAUGAAGAUGAAGAUAUUCAAUCUGUUACAGAUACGCAAGAAAUAAAAUUAAGGUCUUCGGCAGGUUUGUCGGCAUCAUAUAUAAAAUCGAAGCCAGUAACUUCCACAGAAACAGUACUGGAAGAUAGUCAAGUUUCUCGGAGCUCUAAGCCUGCUGGGACCACCAGUACUGCGCCCACUCUAGCUACAGCUGCAACUGAACCUGAUACAUCCAAGCCAUACAUACCGAUCACACUUUCUUAUUUACAACCCAAUAUUAACCAAGACAUUCAACGCUCAGGUCAAAAUGCUCAGCCAGUCAAGGACAUAACAAAUAUUUCUGCAAGUAAACCUUCAGAAACUCAAACAUUACGUGAAUCUAAAGCUGAUACUGUAGAUUCAGAAAUUCCCGAGACUAGGCCAGACGAAGAUGAAGCCUCUCUAAUAUCAGGGGCAACAUCUGAGGAACAAUCUAUUAAAACAGUGGACUUAACCAAGCCUUCAACUGUCACAGUAUAUGAGCCAGCACUAACACCUGCGCCUUCCACGGCUAUAGAUAGCAGGACGGUAGAGUCAUCUACAGCAAGAGCAACACGAAAAUCAUUUAUGAAAAAACAAAUAAUUUAUGACCCCAACCGAACAAACUACGACGACGACGACAACGAUGGGACAACAUCUCAAGGUAAAUUAGUUUAUCUUUAGGUAUUUGUUUAACAUAAUUUGUUGAUUUUUUAGCUUUUGUACUGUUUCAUUUUACUUUACAUCAUUAGAUGCAAGGCAUAUUUUAACAACAUGGUGCUAUUAAAAAUAUUGAAACUUGAAAGUCAACACUGAACCUUUGUUUAGCUACGUUGUCUAUCUACGCUUGAUCCUGGUCACAUCAGUCACCGAUAUAUUUGUAUCACUAG